AUGUCUCGCCCUCGGUCGGAUGGACGGAUGGCCGCGGUAAACGUCUCCGCCGCCGAUGUUUUUUCGACGCUGCUCUGAGCAGAGAGGGCCAGCGGGGCCGACGCGGCGAACAUAGCGGGACCAGCGGCACAGCCGGGGUUGGUCGAGCCACAAGAUGGCGGCCACGACGUCGUACACUCGCACAGGUCUGCUCGAAGUGUACGCCAAGCAGCAGUGGCACAAGGUUCUGGCCACGCUCGAAGAGGACCACCUGAGCCUGUGCUUGGACGAGACGUACGAGGCGCCAAACAACAACAACAACGGCACACUCUCCGACGGCGAGUUCAGCGACAUCCCGGACAGCAUCGCCAACACCAAGCGCAUCGUGCGCGUCGUUAAGCAGGACAACAACGGCCUCGGGAUCAGCAUCAAGGGCGGCAAGGAAAACAAAAUGCCCAUCCUCAUCAGCAAAAUCUUCAAGGGCAUGGCGGCCGACAUGACCGAGCAGCUGUACGUCGGCGACGCCAUCCUGUCCGUGAACGGCGAAGACCUGCGCGACGCGACGCACGACGAAGCGGUGCGCGCUCUCAAGCGUGCCGGCAAGAUCGUCGACUUGGAAGUGAAGUACCUGCGGGAGGUGACGCCCUACUUCCGCAAGGCGUCGGUGCUGGCUGAGAUGGGCUGGGACUUUGCUCCGGGAGGUCUGCUGUCGCGGGACCACGUGGGAGGCGGCCCACAACCACGCGGCGACACGCGCCGUGUGCCCUUGCUCCUGUGUCAGCUCGCACGGUCGCUCACAGUGCCGGAGCCCAGGGUACUGGAGCUUCACUCUCCCGACCGGCGGAGCGUGUGCCUUCUACGGUGUGCGGAUGCGGCACAGUGCACGGCAUGGUUCAACUCGCUGCAUGCGGCUCUGGCUCGAGUGAUGGCACAGGCCGUUGUUGAGACGGGUCACCUCCUGCGGGACGUGCUGGACCAGGCUCAGCUUCAGCACAUGGGCUGGCUGGCCGAGAGGACGAGGGAGGACUCGGUGACGGCACAAUGGCGCGCCGUUUUUGUGGCCAUCACGGAUCGGGAUCUUCUCUUUUACGACCUUGUUCCCUGGACGAAGGAGGCCUGGGCUGUUCCUGUGCAUAGUGUUCCCUUGUUGCACACCAGGCUGGUGACGACGAGUUCUGGCAGGGCCUCUGUGGGACCUUCACCAGCAGCGGGCAGCGGGGAGGCGACGACGCUGACGCUGCGCCUGGGCACGCGGCAGGGGGUGCAAUCGCGGGUCAUGCGGGUCGAGACGCACCGGGACCUGGCGCUCUGGGCCCGCCACUUGGUGCACGGUGCGCACCUGGCCGUGGCUGCCACCAAGGAAGUGCGCUUCCCCUGCCUCUUCCAAGGCCAGGAAUGUACCCUGACGCUGCACUUUGAAGAAGGCUUCCAACUGCAGGAGAACAGGCGGCAGCUGACUCUGUGGCAGUUCCCCUUCGAGAGGCUGCGAAAUUCUGGCGACGACGGGAUGCGCCUGGCCUGGCUCGAUUUUGGUGGCGAAGAUGGUGAUAAGGAGCUGGACAUGAUGCAAUGCCCCAAGCCAUUUGUGUUCACACUGCACACAUUCCUCUCGGCUAAGGUAACCCGCAUGGGGCUGGUGGCGUGACGACCACCGGACAGCCCUUCCCGGUGCAGCACCGACGCGCAUGGACAAAUGAAUGCUGCGGCCACCCCUCUCCCCCGCCCCCCCCCCAGCACUUCGCUCCUCGUGUCGGAGCAGAUUGUCUUAGCAGACCUCGGUCGUCCUUCAAACGACCCUCGGGUAGCCGUCAAAGGACCUUUGUGUGACUUUCCCAAGACGUUCAAAUGAGCAUUCCUCCAUGAGAAAGGAAAAUAGUUUCGACAGAGCUUUGGACGUCUUCAGCCGCCGUCAAGUGAAAGGCAGAUUUUUAUUCACGGGGGAACUACGACAGCAGUUACGAUUGGGUGCACAAAACCCUCGAAAGAAGAGUUCCCCACGCCGGUCAUCCACUGUCAGGAUGGCAUUGCAAGCGCAUUUUUAUUAGGUUGAUUUUAUUCUCCUUUAUGUGUGUUUGGUUUGCCCCUUAUUGCUUUUGUCAUGCAGUGUUUGUUCUUUAAUUAACUCAAGUGCGACGAAAGUCUUCUUCCUUAGCAGUGAGCUUGGUCUUUUUGAGAAAAGCGAGGAAGUGGCACAGCCUAAAGUGACACAUGUGGACAAUAUUAAACCUGUUGGUCCUGCGAGAUGUGUCGCACCUAUGAAAAGAAAAGUCACCAAAAGUUUGUUGAUUGCCGCAGUACACCGUUGCCACUGAUUCGAACCAGGACACUAGUCAGUUCCCUUGUCCCGGGAAAUUUGCAGUGCAAGUGCUGCUGGCGACAUUGCUGUUCUAUAACGCGUAAUUAUUAAACAAUUAUUAUUUCUAGUGGUAUUAACAUACAUACUAUUUUAUCUGGCCAUUUGCGAGUGUCCUGUUUUGGCUGUCAAGCAAACGGACGUUGCACGCUGUUGGCAGUUAUUGUUGGGCUGGGUCGCAGGUUUGGCUUUUAGAUUUUAUAUCCAGUUUUGGCUUUAUCUGGGAGGUAUUUGAUGGCUAUUGAACUGGUGCCUGGACAGUAUAUGUGGACUAGUUGCGGGCAUGGGGGAUUGUAGCGCGAGGAAACUGCUAGGGAUGCCACCAGCCUUACGGUGUAUUCAAAGAAACAGCUUUUUCUCAAACGCCUCAUUGGUUUGCGACUUGCAAAGAAAAUUGAGCGCAGGGCAAUAAUAUUGUUGUGCUCUUUUAUAUGAAGCAAGUAUGUUGACAGUCUGUAAACCUGUUGGGUUUGGCGACUAGAGUCAUGGGAAAACUUGAGGCGAGUGAAGGAGCUUUGUGUGGCAGUUUGCCUUAUCCCAUGUAUGGUGGUAUGGUGGUGGUAUGGGAUCAUUUUGGUUGGUGUGCUGGUUACCUCACUGCAUUUUUACAACGAAAGGAGCAGUUGCCUUGAGCGCCAAAGAGGACUUCCUGGGGUCGGGUGGAAAACGCACCCGUGCGGGCUCCAGACGCGAGGCCUUGGGGGAAACGAGAGAGUGCGACUAUCCAAAGUGACCCGUGAACCCUCACUGUUUUCUGCAUUGUAGUAGCAUGCAUAUAUUUUUUCAGUGGUUGGGAACAAGUUUCUAAGUAUGCUGAUUGAAUAUGCAACUUUCUAAUAUAUCGAUAUAUCAGAGUGUGUGUUUUUACAUCUGUUGAGUGGAGCAAUAAGUGACUUAGCAGCAGUCGUUUUUUUUUUUUUUUUUUCUUUUUCUUGUGGAUGUGGUUGGUUCUCUUCAUCUUGAGCUGGGAAACCCAGUGAGAAUACGGUAAAUAGAGUUGUGGUUCCACUAGCACAAAACAAUUUUGAAACCUAAUUUGUACACGGUAUUCCUUGUGCAUAGAGAAAUAUUGGUUGUAUGCCGGAGUGGCGUGCACGUGUGUCCCAAUUUCUUAGUCUCUGUCAGUGGUGCCCUUUAAACGGGCGAGGGCACUACAUAUCAAGUGCCGUUGUGUUUGAGAAAAAAAAAAGACUCCCUUUUUCUUGUCGUCUCCAAGACACGGUCAGUGGGCGUCUUGAGUUGCAGCGUGCGGCCGGUGCGCUAUUUCUCGUUGCGGGGCAAAAAUUAAACAUUCUUGGGCGUUUCCUGUUGCACCAUGACAUGGUGAGGGUGUAUGAUCCUCAGGGCUUGCAAAACUCGGAAAAGAAUCUAAACAAAGAUCAUUCUACCCCAAAACAGUCAAGAAUGUAGAAAAUGUAUCCUGGAAUGCAAAAUGUACACUACCUGUGGGAGUAGCUGUUUCAGAUAAGUACUCUGUCUUGCUCGGGUGCCUUACAUGAGCCAUAUUUGCGUUUCACGAAUGAGACAGUUUUCUCAAGCAGCAUCCCAAAGUGUUUACAAGAAUAUGCCCCAAUGUCACCGCUUGAAAGGUCUUGACUGGAUCCAAAGGCUUUGGCAGCCCUACCGGCCAGACAUAUCAUCCAACUACACCACCCAGAUGGCAGCUGCACGCAGUCAGCCUCAAACAAGCGUGCAAUUUAAUUCCCACCAUUUCAUCGAGGCUACAUGAAUAAUAAUGAAGACACACUUGUCCAACAACAUCCUUAAAAAAUUGGCAUUGCAGUGCUUACUUUGCAUUCUAGCUUUUGUGGUAGGAGGUAUAGGUGACAACACUAAUUUUUGUGUAUUUGGAUGGUUUUGGGUUUUAUAUUAGGAAGCUACUACUGUUGUUGUAUUUUCCUAACAGAUUUCUUUUUUCUUCGAAUGUUGAAAAUCUUGGUAACAUUUCCAGUCAUUACCUAUGUCAAGUUCACACUGUGCGCAGCUUUGAAACUUUGGAGACGACUCUCCAAGAGAAUGUUUUGACAAAGAUCCAGUAUCGAACUUUAAAAUGUAAUUUUUUUUAAAAUGUUGUAGCAACUAGCAUAACGCAGAUGAAACGAUUGGGCAAGCCUGCAAAAAUGAAAUUGAGCUCUAUGGAGAGUGCUCCAAUGGUGUCGUUUCUAUGCCUAGACUACGCUUGCUUUUUCUACUGGAUCUAGAGAAUGAACCAGUCGAGCAAAACUGUUUUUCCUCACCCCUAGCAAUGUGAAGCCAUUCUUGAAAAAUGUGAGCAUUUAGAAUACUAUCCGGAGGAGAUUAAACUUAUUGCAGGCAAUUUCGGCAAACUGGCUUCCCACUUGCGGCUGGUGUCCCGUUAUGUUGGAUAGGUGAGGUGUUGAGCAGCAUUUUCCGUACCUCAUCUCUGUACCUUGUGAGUUUGUUUCUGGAGAGACUGCAAUGGCCGCUGACCCAAUUGGAAAUAGUGUGACAUCACUUGGCCUAUGUGAAUCGUGGACGAUAUAUAUCGGACUCCCAAUGUAUGUAUUGCACGGGGCGAGUGUGACCUUCCUAUAUUUUAUAAUAAAAGAGGAAAUGUUUGUUA
Ixodes scapularis (black-legged tick) is the source of this 4916-nucleotide messenger RNA. Its product is annotated as beta-1-syntrophin. The coding region runs from base 155 to 1624 and encodes 489 amino acids. The record is from RefSeq and is a predicted model, not a curated record. Gene Ontology annotation, cellular component: intracellular anatomical structure; dystrophin-associated glycoprotein complex. The transcript has 7 exons. Gene Ontology annotation, molecular function: protein binding; structural molecule activity. NCBI's taxonomy places the organism in Eukaryota, Metazoa, Arthropoda, Arachnida, Ixodida, Ixodidae.